This is a messenger RNA of Brenthis ino (lesser marbled fritillary), 879 nucleotides long. The record is from the annotation of a GenBank genome assembly. Lineage: Eukaryota; Metazoa; Arthropoda; Insecta; Lepidoptera; Nymphalidae.
AUGAAGGUGGCAAUAGUUCUUCUUUCUCUAGCAGCCUUUGCUUCGGCCGAUUUACAUAAAUAUAACACCGCCUAUGGAUACUUAACAAGAUUCGGUAUUCCGUUGGCUGAAAAGAUUCGGGCACAGGAAGAAGAAUAUCUGAAGAACCCAAUUUCAAGAAUAUUCAAUGGUUCUCCCGCUGCAGUUGGACAAUUCAAGUAUCAGGCUGGCUUAAUCAGCGAGAUAAUUGGCAGCAAUGGUCGAGGAGUCUGUGGGGGUGUCCUCAUCAGUGGAAACCGCGUUCUCACAGCCGCUCACUGUUGGUUUGAUGGCUUAAAUCGAGCAUGGAGAGUAGAAGUUGUACUAGGAUCCCUUACAUUAUUCACUGGAGGCACAAGGCUCCACUCCACUGAAGUUGUUAUGCACGAUAAUUGGUUCCCACUUCUUACACGCAACGAUAUUGCUGUCAUCUAUCUACCUUCAUCUGUAGAACUUACUAACAAUAUCGACGUCAUCGCUUUACCAACUGGCGAUUUUGCUGAAGAGACCUUUGAGGGUGCACUUGCCACCGCUUCUGGUUUUGGAAUGAUCGGAAAUGAUGUACCUAUCCCAACUACCCAAAGUUUAAGCUAUGGACAAGCGCAUGUGAUAAGUAACACCGAAUGCCGAUCGGUAUUCUGGCAAGUCCAGGAUACCAACAUUUGUUUAGGGACUAAAGGAGCAUCAAGCCCUUGCAGAGGAGAUUCUGGCGGCCCACUCGUGGUGGAGAGGAACGGGUCACCCGUUUUGAUUGGUCUCACUUCGUUCGGAGCUCACCCUAAUAUUGGCGGUUGUGAAUCCGGCUUACCCGCCGUCUUUGCCAGAGUCACCUCAUACAAGGAUUUCAUUGAACAACAUAUG